Alternaria postmessia is the source of this 771-nucleotide messenger RNA. RefSeq lists its product as uncharacterized. Gene Ontology annotation, molecular function: heme binding; metal ion binding; indoleamine 2,3-dioxygenase activity. Lineage: Eukaryota; Fungi; Ascomycota; Dothideomycetes; Pleosporales; Pleosporaceae. The transcript has 3 exons. Gene Ontology annotation, cellular component: cytoplasm. Gene Ontology annotation, biological process: 'de novo' NAD+ biosynthetic process from L-tryptophan. The coding region runs from base 1 to 771 and encodes 256 amino acids. The record is from RefSeq and is a predicted model, not a curated record.
AUGCCAAGCAACGUUUUGCUCAAUUUCGAUCGCAGGGGCACCUACAUACACAGGAUCAACACAGGGAUGGAGCUGCAAGUGACAUCCAGCGAAGAGACUUUCUUCCGCAUCUUCUACGACCUCGAAGUCUUCGGUGUGCCCGUCUACUACGACAUGGCACGAUCGAUCAUCACCUUCACACGUGGUGACAACGCAGCUUGCGCCAUCCAUGUUGCAAAUAUUGCAUCACAGAUGCGACUUGUACUCGGCACCUACAUGGACAAUCUGCAUGAUAAGAUGAUUGCACAUUCUGUCUGGCUGUCAAAGGUGCAGGGCUUCCAGGCGUGGGGCAUUGGCCAUUACGAUAAGGAAACAGACAAGUGGGAGACGUUCGAUGGGCUUAGCGGUAACCAGGUACUGCUAUUCCAGGCGCUAGAUGCGUUUUUGGGAAUUGAACAAUAUCUUGCGCCAAGAGACAUGGAAAGGAACUUGCCAAAGAGGCAGAGAGAAGUAUGCUAUGCUUUCAGAAAACACUCAUUUCGUCGAUCACUCGGCCAGGCAGAUAUGCAUGACAAGAAUAUCGUGGAAAUAGUGCGGAGUUUUGAGGAGAUCCUGAGACGGCUGAGAUUGUUCCGCGCAGCGCAUCGUACGAGAUCGAAAGCCUAUCUAUCUCAGCCUGCGCCUGAACGGAUGCCUAUGACAGCUGGAAAGUCGUUACUAGAUCCAAGUCUUGAUGCCAGUCUGGCGUUUCUCGACGGCUUCAUGGUUCGACGGCUGGCGCAGACGGUAUAG